Saprolegnia parasitica CBS 223.65 is the source of this 1227-nucleotide messenger RNA. RefSeq lists its product as hypothetical. Bases 1 to 1227 code for a protein of 408 amino acids. The record is from RefSeq and is a predicted model, not a curated record. Gene Ontology annotation, biological process: endoplasmic reticulum to Golgi vesicle-mediated transport. NCBI's taxonomy places the organism in Eukaryota, Oomycota, Saprolegniomycetes, Saprolegniales, Saprolegniaceae. The transcript has 6 exons. Gene Ontology annotation, cellular component: Golgi membrane; COPII-coated ER to Golgi transport vesicle; endoplasmic reticulum membrane.
AUGGCAUCGCGCCAAAUGGAACUCGGCGGCGUAUAUUUGACCAAUCAACGCACAGUUUGCAAUCCAAGUCCCCGACGUCACUUGUGGAAGCCGACGAGCGAUGGCGCAACCGGGUACGCGCGCCGACCUUGGCAUAGCACCGCACCGACCUCGCUGCGUGUAGUUCCCUUCCGCAACCCGAGCGCGCCGUACCAGCCGCGCCGCGCGGGCUUCAACCCCCAGUACCCAGCGCCAGCGGCGAACGACUUUUUCGACGGAUCCGCCCACACGGGCAGCGACAAUGGCAGUGGCAAUGGGUACCCCGACCAGCGCCAGGCGUACAACCGCGGCCACGUCACGCCACAGGAGCCCAUGUACGGCCAGUCCCAAGGCAUGAUGGGCCAGCCGCAAGGCAUGAUGGGCCAGCCACACGGUAUGAUGGGCCAGCCGCACGGUAUGAUGGGCCAGAGCGCGCCGCCAAUGGGCGCGUUCUUGGGCCAGGCCAUGGGCAGCAGCAGCCCCGAAGAACUUCUCAACAACCCGAUGGCCGGCUACAUGAUGUCGCAGGGCGUGGGCUUUAUGGAAAACAAGAUCUCGUCGUUCGUACCGGGCGCGAAAGGAGCGUUUGGCUCGGUCAAGUACUACUUUACCGUCAACAACUUGUAUGUGGUCACGCGCCUCAAGAUGCUGCUUGUGCCCUAUCUGCACAGCAACUGGCGCCGCCGCACCGAGCCUGGCGAAGCCAACGGCGAGAUCAUGUACAAGCCGCCGUCCGAAGAUGUGAACGCGCCGGAUCUGUACAUCCCGCUCAUGAGCUUUGCCACGUACAUUCUUCUCGUCGGCUUCAUCAAGGGCACGUCGGGCCAGUUCAACCCCGACGUCAUUGGCGACGUGGGCAUGUAUUGCGUCAUGCUGCAGUGCCUCGAGAUUGCGGUCAUGAAGGCGUGCUUGCACGUGCUCAACAGCAGCGUCUCGUUCCUCGACCUCGUCUCGUUCACAGGCUACAAGUACGCGCCGCUCGUGCUCAACACGGUCGUGCGCAUGCUAUUGGGGUCCAUGGCGUACUACAUGGCGCUCAUCUACACGGGCUUGACGACGACCUAUUUCAUGCUGCAGUGCCUCAAAGGCUCGGUGCCCGAGCCUAACUACGAGUCGCGGCGCUUCCGCACGUACAUGCUCCUCGGGUUGUCGGCGGCCCAAAUGCUGCUCAUUUGGUGGAACUCGUACACGGGCGAGAUCCAGGCGUAA